Messenger RNA from Acipenser ruthenus (sterlet), 1557 nucleotides. RefSeq names its product brain-derived neurotrophic factor-like. Gene Ontology annotation, biological process: memory; positive regulation of peptidyl-serine phosphorylation; negative regulation of neuron apoptotic process. NCBI's taxonomy places the organism in Eukaryota, Metazoa, Chordata, Actinopteri, Acipenseriformes, Acipenseridae. The transcript has 2 exons. The record is from RefSeq and is a predicted model, not a curated record. Gene Ontology annotation, molecular function: growth factor activity; nerve growth factor receptor binding. The coding region runs from base 580 to 1443 and encodes 287 amino acids.
AACUCUUUUGCAUAUUUGAAGUUUGGGUAUAUCAACGGUGUUGUAAUAUAGUAGUCGUACAAAUGUGAGCUAAGGGCGCCAUCUAGAGGCAUAACGUCGCUAGUGCAACAGAUUUCCGCGUCUGUGUUGGACUCAGUAGAAGCUUGAUGGAGAGCGUGCUUUUGACAUAGGAUACUGGUCUGGUGAAUGGAUAGAGCGUUUGUUUUUUUCUUUUGUAAAACUAACCUCUUCUUUCAGUUUGUGUUUCAUAGACUUGUUUUAAAUGACAACCGAUAUAUUAUUGUUAUUCCGUAGCCAGGUUACUAAUGUAAAUGUAAUUGAGGAACCAAAGGUCCUGCGUUAUGGCAUCAUGCGUUGUUGAAACAUUCCUUGUUCAAAUCCACUUUGCAAACAGAACUGGAAUGCUCCAAAACUAUUGGCACCUGGCUGGCGCUCAAGCUCGAGUUGCAGGAGUUUUUGAAACGUGACACUCGUGUAAUUUGUUACUCUAGAAGCGCGGUGCCCCCCGAAAUUGUUUCAAGUUACAACCAUUACACUAAUUGAUUAAUUCAAUAAUGAAUCAAAUAACUGGACUUAAUUAUGCUGACAAGCUUCCCAUGUAAAUGUUGGAACGGCGACAGGUACGCUUUGCAGAGGACCCCGAGAAGGCGCCACUUCCACCAGGUGAGAAGAGUGAUGACCAUCCUGUUCCUUACUAUGGUUAUUUCGUACUUCAGUUGCAUGAAAGCUGCCCCCAUGAAAGAAGCUCCUGCCAUUCGAGGGCACGGCAGCCCUGGCUAUCCCAGCGCGCGGAGCCACGGGACUCUGGAGAGCGUGGGCGGGCCGGAGCGGGGAAUGCUGUCGCUAGCGGACACUUUCGAGCAGGUGAUCGAGGAGCUGCUGGAGGGGGGAAGCGAGACGCAAGCUGCCGUUGCCGCCGCCGCUGCAGCGACACGGGGGGGUGCGGAGUCCAAGGACACGGACUCGUACACAUCGCGGGUGAUGAUCAGCAGCCAAGUGCCUUUGGAACCCCCUCUGCUGUUUCUCUUAGAGGAGUACAAAAACUACCUGGACGCGGCGAACAUGUCCAUGAGGGUCCGUCGUCAUUCAGACCCCGCCCGCAGGGGAGAGCUCAGCGUGUGUGACAGUAUUAGCCAGUGGGUGACGGCCGUAGACAAGAAGACGGCCGUGGACAUGUCAGGACAGACGGUCACUGUCCUGGAGAAGGUCCCGGUCCCCAACGGCCAACUGAAGCAAUACUUUUACGAGACCAAAUGCAACCCCAUCGGAUACACCAAGGAUGGGUGCAGGGGAAUAGACAAGAGGCACUACAAUUCACAGUGUCGGACCACCCAGUCCUACGUGCGUGCACUGACCAUGGAUAGCAAAAAAAAAAUUGGUUGGCGCUUUAUAAGAAUAGACACUUCUUGUGUAUGUACACUUACCAUUAAGAGGGGGAGAUAGUGAAUUAAAUGUUGUAUAGAUUUUAUUGAGAGAAAAAAAAGAGAAAAUAUCUAUUUGUAUAUAUACAUAACAGGGUAAAUUAUUCCGUCAAAUUAAAAUUUUAUGGACUGCAUG